AUGUCUAGCUCAAUCAUUGAAAAGGCUAUCGAUUCACAUCAAGAAAAAGUUCAAGUGGAAUAUGACGAAGGUUCGCUAGAACAGGGCGCCAAUAUCAACGUUGAUGAAGAGUUUGAAAAAUACAGACAACUCGGUGAUGCUGAAAAACAAACUAGUGGGUUUUGGAACAACUUAAAGAGGUUUGAAAUACCUGUCAAUUUCAAAAACAAACAUCACAUGGUCCACUUGUUGGGUGGGUUUGCUUCAUUUGCUGGUGUUUUGAGUGGUGUUGACCAAUCUAUAAUUAGUGGUGCUCAACUAGGCUUAAACUCGCAGUUGCAUCUUACUGGUGAUCAAAACUCAUUGGUUUCAGCGUUGAUGCCUCUUGGGGCUGUUGCUGGCUCUUUAUUAUUGCCACCGUUGCAGAAAUUCAGUAGAAAAAAUGCAAUCACAGCGUCAUGCAUUCUAUACACCAUUGGUGCAAUCAUGUGUGCUGCUACUCCAAUCCCACACCAAGUUGGGUCAUCAUUUUUCAACAAAAACUCAACCAACGUGUUGUACGCAGGUAGAUUCAUUUUGGGAUUAGGUGUUGGUAUCGAAGGUGGUGGUGUCAAUGUCUACAUUGCCGAAUCUGUCCCCAGUGACAAAAGAGGGGUUUUGGUCAGCGCGUAUCAGUUUUUCAUUGCAUUUGGUGAAGUGUUGGGUUAUGCAAUUGCGGCAAUUUUCAUUUCAACCCAUGCUGGAUGGCGAUACAUGUUGGGAUCGUCAUUGGUGUUCUCAACGAUUUUGUUAAUUGGUUUGAUUUUUUUACCUGAAUCGCCUCGUUUCCUUGCCAAGAAGGGUAAAUUCGGAGAAGCAUUCAAUGUGUUUGCAAGAUUGAGGGAUAUUGAUGAUAAGAGAAGCAAGAUUGAAUUUUUGCAAAUGAUUCAAGCGGCCGAACACGAAAGAGAAAUACGUUUGACAACGAAAAAGUACAAGGCUUGGGUUGAAUUGUUCACAGUGCCAAGAAACAGACGUGCUUUGAUCUAUGGGUUGAUUAUGAUUACAUUAGGGCAAUUGACUGGUAUCAAUGCCGUUAUGUAUUACCUUUCAGAUUUGAUGAAACAGAUUGGAUUCUCGGACAAGAAUGCUGUGUUUAUGUCCUUGGUUGGUGGUGGUUCAUUACUUAUUGGAACCAUCCCAGCUAUUUUGUACAUGGAUAAAUUCGGAAGAAGAAUAUGGGGUUACAACUUGAUUGGAUUCUUUAUCGGGUUGGUUUUGGUGGGUGUGGGUUACUUGAUUCCUAUUGAUACCAAUUUGCAAGCAGCAGAGGGUGUCUACUUGACAGGUCUCAUACUAUACAUGGGAUUCUUUGGUUCAUAUGCAUGCUUGACGUGGGUUGUUCCCUCAGAAUCGUUUAGUCUUGGAACUAGAUCGCAAGGUGUCACUUUAUGUUCAGCAUUAUUGUACUUGUGGUCAUUCACAGUCACUUACAACUUCAACAGAAUGAAAGAAGCACUUACAUAUACUGGUUUGACCAUUGGAUUCUACGGAGGUAUUGCGUUUUUGGGAUUCUUUUACCAAGUCUUGUUUAUGCCAGAAACUAAGGGAAAGACCUUGGAAGAAAUUGAUGAGAUUUUUGAAAAAUCGUCAUUUGCAUUGGCUAGGGAAAAUUUGGAAGGGUUGAAGAGAUUUUGGAGUUUUAAAAUACUAGGAGGGAUUUACCUCUCAUCGAUAGACCCCAUCAACGACAAGGUGGAUCUCGAGAAAGAGUACGGAAUAACACACAUUUUAUCGAUCCUACCGGGAGCCAUUGAUGAGACGUAUACUCAACACUAUCAUCAUAAACAAAUUGAGGUAACAGAUCAAGAAACAACCAACUUGAUACCAUACUUUGAUGAAUGUGACAAGUUCAUUCAAGAGGCAACGCAAGACAAAGGCAAAAUUCUUGUUCAUUGUGCGCAAGGUGUAUCUCGUUCAGUAGCCAUUGUUAUGGUGUACUUGAUGAAGCAUUACAAGUUGAAUAUUGAUCAAGCGUUGCAUGCAGUAAAGAGAAAAUGCCCGGAUGCAGGACCCAAUCCAGCCUUUCUUGAACAAAUCAAGAUAUACGAGUCAAUGAACUUCACAGUUGACGGACAAAAUACACAAUACAGGAACUACUUGAGAAACCUUUCGUUGCAACAAGAUCCUACUGGUGAGAAUUUGCGAGAGAUUACGAUGAAUUCGAUUGCAACAGACUCCAGCACAACACCACUGCCGUAUGACCUACGUUGUAAACGAUGCAGACAAGUACUUGCACAUAGCUCCAACAUAGAAGACCAUCAGGUGCCCACAUCUGAUUCUCGACAAGCACAAUUCAUUAAAACUGCUCCCAACUCACGGAGAAUAGUUUCAGUGCAACCAGCAAGCAAAACUUGUUCUCACUAUUUCUUUACGGAGCCAGUAGAUUGGAUGAAGACAGAGCUAGAAAAGUCGGAAAUCGAAGGUAAAUUCCAGUGUCCGAAAUGCAGUUCAAAAUAG
This is a messenger RNA of Lodderomyces theae, 2478 nucleotides long. RefSeq names its product Hxt5p (gene HXT5). The record is from RefSeq and is a predicted model, not a curated record. Gene Ontology annotation, cellular component: membrane. Gene Ontology annotation, molecular function: myo-inositol:proton symporter activity; protein tyrosine/serine/threonine phosphatase activity. Lineage: Eukaryota; Fungi; Ascomycota; Pichiomycetes; Serinales; Debaryomycetaceae. The transcript is spliced from 3 exons. Gene Ontology annotation, biological process: protein dephosphorylation; transmembrane transport. Bases 1 to 2478 code for a protein of 825 amino acids.